AUGAGCGACAAGGACUUCCAAGUCCCUGGAUGGGACGGCGCCGCCAGAACAUGGCGGCGAUACACCAGAAAAGUUGCUUGGUACUUUCGUGCCACCCCUGUGAGCAAGCGCAGGUAUGUGGCAACCAAGCUUUUGGCAAAGCUGUCAGAAGCGGCAAGGCUUCUGGCCAUGAGCUGGAGCGACAUGUCCCUCGAUGACUACAACGGGACCAAGACCCUGCUCCAGCGUCUGGCUUCAUCGCCGCUCGUUCGACAGAGCAUUCCAAAUGCCUCAGCGAUAUGCGCACAAUACUUUGAGUUCAAGAGAGGUGCUCACGAACCCACGACGGCCUUCCUGGUGAGAGAAAGCCUGGGCUUUGCUGAGUUCGUUGAAUCGCUGGUGCGCCUGGCUGAGCAGAAACGAGGUAUUCGACCAGAAGAUGGUGAUUUUGGAUUGCCCCCUGAAGAAUAUGAACAGGAUGAUGACUCCACUUAUGCCGCUUGGCAGUACUGGCAAGAGGACGACUGGGCAACUGCGGAGGUGGCCCUGAUGGAAUUGGUACAUCGUCAAAUGGAUGUCCUGGAGGAGGAGAAGAAGCCACGUCGUUCUCCCUACAAGAGUCAACCUGCAUCCAAGACUCGCGAGACAAGCCCAGCUCAGUCUUGGGAUAUGGUGCCUACAGCGACUCCGACCAAGACCAAGGAGUCGACCUUGGAGGACGAGCUGUGCCAGUACCUGGAGACCACGGAGUUGCAGCAGCUCACCGCCUCCUCAAAGAUUGCAGAGCAGCAGCCGGGGAGUCAAGUCCUCCGGCACUUCAGGGACUGGCCGCAGCCUUCGAAGGGGAACUAUGAGCUCUUCAUCCUCACCCUUGAAGCGUUCGAUGGCCAACUCAGAUCUACGUCGACGUCAUCGUCCUCGGCGUCUUUGGUUCUCAAUGCCGUGCACCAAGUGGUGUCGUUGGACCGCGCUGAAAACUAUGCCUCUCCGGAGAAGCGUGAACUUCUUGCUGGCUAUCGACGCCGUGAGAGAAGGAUGCUAUGGAUGAUGGUCCGCUUCAGUGAAGAAACAGUGGAAGAAGAUCCAACCACAGACAUCUACUUUGACUGGCCCUAUCCAUGUGAAGGUUGGAAAGAAGCUCCUCUAAUCCACUUGGCCGACUUUCUGAACAAGCUUGGCCUUGACUGGCUUCCAUGUCGAAUUGAUGGCUGCCGCUAUGGCUUGCGAGAAAAGAGUGGCGAAGGCUCAUCAAAGAUUGCAGUGCUCCUCAAGACCUACCCUGGGCUCUCUAUGCAGGCUGAAUCAGCGGAUGAGGUCAUUCGUGCUCUCUCCUUGGGGCGGUUGGCACACUAUCCCAAAUUCAACCAGUUCACGGUGGAACAAAACAUCUUUCUGCACUUCCCUCCGGAGAAAGAACCAUGGAGUCAUGGAAUCGUUGAAGCAGCAAUUCAAGAUGUGAAACAUGUGGCCUCAGCGAAUCAAAAAGAAGCCUUGGACAAUUUGCCGGAAGUGACCUUAGCACUGGCCACCUCAGCUCUGAACAGCACCGAGUACACCGCUGGCUUCUCCUCGCAUCAAUGGGCUUUUGGUGCAAAGUACUCCAUCAACGAUGAGGAUGCACGCAUGUGGCAAGGUGUAGCUCCUCAUCUGGACUUCAUCAACGCCUCCAAGGCCCGCUUAGCUGCUGAAGAGAUUGCCCGACAGUCUCGCGCGAGAAGAGUGCUGAGUAAACUGGCAGACACAACAGUGAAGCAGCCUCUCCGACAAUAUAAGAUCACCGACCUCGUCAUGGUUUGGCGUAAAGUUCAAGUUGGUGAUCAACAUCAAGGCAGCCGAGGGGGUCACAAGAACUCGUCACGGAGACAGAGCGACUUCAUCAUGAACUGCAUGACCUCCGAUGAAGAUCCUUCAAGCUGGAAAACUUUGGAAGAUUUGUUGCCUCACCGCAGCUAUGACGACGUCACCAGUGAAGUUCCUGGCGCUGAUGAGCUAGAGCUUCCAGGUCUUCCAGAAGAGCCUGAUGAGACGACCUAUGCACCAAUCCGCCGAGCCAUCGGCAAGAGCACCUUGGGACCAUCUGACUACAAGAAGGUCCAUCGAUCUACUUGGAUUGGACUUGGCCCUCGCUCUACAACACCAGCAAAGUAUCUUCCAGAUCCUGUACCUCGACCAGAACCUGGUGGUUCUUCCUCUUCUGCCAAACUUUCACCUCCUGAAGGUCUUGAAGAAUACACACCAUCAAGUGGCGGAGAAGAUGCCAACAGCUAUGAGAACAAGAAAAGAUCAGAUGAUGGUGCUCCCGUCACUGAGCCUGAAACCAAGAAGCCUCGACAUGAAGACUAUGAUCUUGGUUGGGUUGAAGCUCUUCAGGCCGAGGCCAUGGAGGAGAUCACCCACGAGGACAUCUUCAACGUCCUUCAGGUCUAUGACGGUGACUGCCUCUCCAUUGAGAUCGAGAUCAAUGUGGCAUCUCAUACUCAAAAGCGAAACUUCCUCCACAACCCGAUUGCCUACCUGACCAAGAAGCUGAACAGCGCCGAGGUGCAUCUGAAGCAUCUCUCUGAUGCGGAGCGCCUAUUGUUUGUUCGAGCCAAGGCAAAGGAGGUGUCAUCCUUCCUGAAGAACCAGGCCGUGCGCAAGUGCUUGGAUGACAAUGAGCUCCGUGAUGCUACAUCUACUUACAAACUUAACACUGUUUCUCCACCCGUCGUCUAG
This is a messenger RNA of Durusdinium trenchii, 2694 nucleotides long. The record is from the annotation of a GenBank genome assembly. Lineage: Eukaryota; Dinophyceae; Suessiales; Symbiodiniaceae.